AAUGCUCGAUCAUAUCGGCUUGCUUAAAACGUUAUCCGAAAUUCGUUGGUCACUGCUGUCCGUUCAGGAACGACAACAAUGUCAGGAAUCUUUGCACACCAUGUACCCGCGACAUCAUCAGAUCAUUGACAAGUUUUUUAGCGACGCAAUACAUGCGGGAUACCCUCAACCGCGGAGUCGUAACAUGCACCAGUGCUUGUAUCUCUGCUGUUAUGGCUGGGAUGGAAUCUUGUUGGAGUUCGAUCUGCGUUUGCGAACUGUGCGCGUCGAACAGUGGCCAUAUGAAAUCAAUCGUCAUCUAUACAACGACAGUUCCAUGCAGUACAUCAAUCGCCACAUACAACUUACUAACGGCAAACUCUACGCGGUGCGGAAACACCUGAAAUGUCGCGAUAAUGAUAUUGCCUGGCACGCUCUGGAACACCGCCACGGCGCCGGUCCUUUCUUCCGACUGGACGACGGUGCGGACCCCGAAAAAGUGUACUGUUGCUAUGACAUGACAAGUCGAGAUCAUUUCGAGGAUAGAUAUGUUCACUUCACGUGCAUUAUUGUGGAUGGUGUACAUUAUCAGCUGCCCGGGAACGGUGAUUUUUAUGCGCACGCUGUUGGUUCACGGGAACUGAAGAGCGACAAGGCCAGCAUCAAAUCCACUAAGCUAUGUCUGCCACCGUUCGGAAAACUGCGCGGAUACAGAUAUGGCGAAGAUUAUGAACCAACACUGACAGCGGUCGGAGGAAAUAAUAUUUUCUCUUAUGCGGGUUGCCGCCUGUACGAGUACAACACUCGCGCUGACGUUCGGACAAUGCAUUCUCCACCCCGGAUAAAUCGCUCGAAUGCCUCAUUUGCGGAAUUAGACGGGUAUCUGUACGUGACAGGUGGCUUCCUAAUACCACAGCCUCCCGACAGUGAAGACCAGUCCUCCACAGACGAGGAAAGCAGCACUGAUGGCUCGGAAACAGGCACCACACCUGUCACCUGCGCCAGGCGAGCGUCCGCAACCGCUUCAGGCGAGCGCAAGAAUUUGCGUAAUCUGUUGUGGGAGCCGAUUGCCGAAAUGACAUGCCAACGCGCCAUACACGAUUUGUUAGCUGUCGACGGUCAGCUAGUGGCAUUUGGUGGAUUUUCGGAUGAUGAAAGCCUGAUCGAGGUGUACGACACAGAUAAUAACCAGUGGCUGCGUUGCCGGCUUGAUUUCUUACCUGGUAUGGAGUCUUACUUGCGUUUUCGGCCUCAAAAAGGAGAUGCUUUUGUAUCAGAAAAAGCAUGCUUUCCUGAUCAACCUCUUUUAAGCAGAAGCACUUCGGCUAAUCUCGGAGGCUCCCAAAAGGAAUGAGAAAGCGUAACGUCGGAAAUGUGUAGUUGCCUUUAAUGAUAAGCUUUAAGGAAGCGUAAUAAAAAGAUGCUACUAAGUUUCUGCCCCUCUUCGGUGUUUCGAGGAAGCUUUUCGAUGCAUUUCCUGGGAUAGGGUAUAAGAUCAUUAAUGCAGCUAUCAGUGCGAUUAUCGAAAAUAAAAAUC
Paramacrobiotus metropolitanus is the source of this 1516-nucleotide messenger RNA. RefSeq lists its product as uncharacterized. Gene Ontology annotation, molecular function: protein binding. The coding region runs from base 2 to 1333 and encodes 443 amino acids. The transcript has 3 exons. The record is from RefSeq and is a predicted model, not a curated record. Lineage: Eukaryota; Metazoa; Tardigrada; Eutardigrada; Parachela; Macrobiotidae.